This is a messenger RNA of Xenopus laevis (African clawed frog), 4652 nucleotides long. RefSeq names its product solute carrier family 12, member 9 S homeolog (gene slc12a9.S). The record is from RefSeq and is a predicted model, not a curated record. Lineage: Eukaryota; Metazoa; Chordata; Amphibia; Anura; Pipidae. The transcript is spliced from 14 exons. Bases 133 to 2835 code for a protein of 900 amino acids.
UAUAGAGAUGUAGGUGCAGUUAGACAUGCGCAGAAGUAGGGGGAGGAGGGGGCGGGGCGUGGGUCACAUGAGCAGUCACAUGAGCAGGAAGCAGAGAGGAGACUGAAGAGAGAAAUACAGAACCGUGUCGGUAUGAUGACCUCUGAAAGUUCCCCUCUUCUUCAUUACCGACUGUUUAGUGCGUCAGAUGGAGCCUUGGGCCCCCCCGAUUCAUCUCCAUGUGGGACAGAAGCUGUUGCCAUGGGGACUGGACCCACCCAACGCAAACUCUCCACGUUUUUUGGGGUUGUUGUGCCCACUGUCCUGUCCAUGUUUAGCAUUGUGCUUUUUAUGAGAAUUGGGUUUGUGGUGGGACACGCCGGACUCCUUCAGUCGCUAUUGAUGCUGUUUGUGGCUUAUGUGAUCAUCUGGCUCACUGUUCUCAGUGUGUGUGCCAUAUCCACCAAUGGUGCAGUCCAGGGGGGCGGAGCCUACUUCAUGAUCUCACGCACCCUGGGACCAGAGUUUGGAGGCAGCAUCGGACUCAUGUUCUACCUGGCUAAUGUGUUUGCGUGUGGGGUGUAUGUCCUGGGACUGGUAGAAGCAGUGCUGGAUGUGUUCGGUAGAGACCCAUCAGACGUUACGGACUCUCUGCGGUCCCUUCCUCAGGGCUACGGUUACAGCUUCCUGUACGCCAGCAUCAUCCUCCUCCUCUGUAUGGCCAUCUGUCUGGUUGGUGCCUCCAUUUACUCCCAGGCAUUAUUUUUCAUCUUCCUGUUGGUUUUCGUGGUUCUCCUGACGAUUCUGAUCAGUUUUCUGGCAGUCAGGCCCCUCACUGUGAGCAUCCGGCAUGGGGGAAAUGUGAGCAUGACAGGGGUGUACACAGGAAUAAACAGCAGCACCCUCCAUAAUAACCUGCAGGCUGAUUAUUCUCUGGAUUAUACAACCGGCAACCUCAUGAACUUCGCCACUGUGUUUGCUGUGAUGUUUAAUGGCUGCACUGGUAUUAUGGCUGGCUGUAACUUGUCUGGGGAGCUGAAACAGCCCAGUCGCUCCAUCCCUAUUGGAACCAUCAUUGCUGUUAUUAUCACAUUUUUUGUCUACCUGAUACUCUUUAUCUUCACUGCCCUCACCUGUGACAGGACGCUGCUCAGGGAGGAUUAUGGUUUCUUCCGGGCCAUAAACAUCUGGCCCCCGUUUGUGCUAAUUGGGGUGUACGCCACAUCUCUCUCUGCCUCUAUGAGUACUCUCAUCGGAGCCUCACGCAUCUUGCACGCUUUAGCUAAGGAUGAUCUGUUUGGGGUCCUUCUGGCUCCAGCCAAACUAGUGUCCAAAGGAGGAAAUCCCUGGGGAGCUGUGAUGUACACCUGGGCCUUGGUACAGUUGGUCCUGCUGGUGGGGAAGCUGAACACCAUCGCUGGAAUAGUCACCGUCUUCUACCUCAUUGCAUACGCAGCUAUAGACUUGGCUUGUCUGGCAUUAGAGUGGGCAUCAGCACCCAACUUCCGACCCACAUUCCGGCUCUUUUCCUGGCACACAUGCCUCCUGGGAAUCGUGAGCUGCCUGGUGAUGAUGUUCCUUAUUAACCCUGCAUAUGCCUCGGGAAGCAUCGUCCUCCUCCUCCUUCUGCUUGGAUCCAUUCACUUCAGGAGCUCAAGUAGCAGCUGGGGGUACAUAAGUCAGGCUCUAAUCUUCCAUCAAGUACGGAAAUAUCUUCUCCUGCUGGAUGUGCGCAAGGACCACGUGAAAUUCUGGCGCCCGCAGAUCCUUCUGUUGGUGUCCAACCCUCGCACCUCCUGCCAACUUAUUAACUUUGUCAAUGACCUGAAGAAGGGCGGCCUGUUCAUCCUGGGGCAUGUGGAGACUGGGGAUCUGGAUUCGCUGCCCUCUGACCCAGUACAGACCCAUUACAGCUUUUGGCUCAGUCUGGUGGAUAAACUUAAUGUCAAAGCCUUUGUGGAUCUGACUCUGUGCCCCAAUGUCCGGCAAGGAACUCAGCAUCUUCUGCGUAUCACUGGGCUGGGGGGCAUGAAGCCCAAUACAGUGGUCCUUGGCUUCUACGAUGAUGCUUGCCCAGAUGACUACUUCCUACAAGACCAAUUAUUCACCCCAGGCCUGUCCCCUAAAGAUGAUCCAUUUGGAGUGGAUGCGACAUCUUUGCAGGCUCAUUUUCCCCCUGUCCGUGAUGCCGAGACCUCGCGCCUUCUCUCAGCCAAGGACUAUGUCUCCAUGAUCUGUGAUGCACUCAAGAUGCACAAGAACAUUGUUUUAGCUCGGAAUUUCCCUCUGUUAUUCAGGCCUGAUGCCUCAAGCUCCAGCCCAGCCACAUACAUUGACGUGUGGCCCUUGGACCUCCUUCGGCCCCAAGCUUCAGCCUAUGUUGAUGUCUGUAGCCUUUUCCUUUUACAAAUGGCAUGUAUUCUGAACAUGGCCUACUCCUGGCGCCGCUAUCAGCUGCGAGUCUUCCUCUGUGUAGAGUCCAGAGGAGGCAGUGAUGGGGCUAGUGGCUGGCUAGCGGCGGAGGCAAAGUUCAGGGAGCUGUUGAGUAAGCUGAGAAUCAGAGCCUUGAUCCGUGUGGUGGCCUGGGACAGGGUUGCGGCAUUUCGUGUACAAAAUAGUGGAGAGCAGGGUCUGAACCGUGAGCCCAUCUCAAGCGAAUACCUUAACGCUGCCAACAGUGCUGUGACUGACGAAGGGGGGACGGAGACAGCAGUGCGAUUUCUCUAUCUCCCCCGACCCCCCGCUGACUCCUCUCUGCAUGAACGUUACCUGGAGGAACUGGACACCCUCACAUCAGGACUGGGCCCUACGUUACUUAUUCAUGGCCUGACUCCCGUCACCUGCACCGAGCUCUAACGGACAUUCCUGCGGCACUCAGACUUCUAGACACUUGUUUAUUAUGGCAGUUAGUCCUGACUAAUCUCAGUAACCCCGGGCUUCUCUCUUGUUUUGCAGAUGGCACUCCUCUAGGGCAUUAUUAACCACUAAUAUUCCUCCGCUGCUUCUUAUAUUGAACCCAUGUGCUGACACUUCUUCUCAGUACCAUCCCUGGAAUCCUUUUCCAGCUCACACUCCACCCGUCGGUGCCAAGGUUUUCCUUUCAAUCUCUCACAUUGUGUUGCCUGCGCUCACCUUGUGGUUUGGUAACUUUUACACUCACUGUUGGUUUCACGCUCAUCACAUUCCCAGGAUCCUUUGGAGCUCCUGUAUAUUUUUACUUUUUCUUUUUUUUUACAUAGGUUCAGUUGCACUAAAUAAUCGUAAUUGAAUGUAUUCUGCUCAUGGGCUUUGUGUCAGCCCUCCCUCACCUUCCCCUGAACACUUAAAUCUGUUCUGCUGUCAGCGCCUUCUAACAAGGUUCCAUAAUGAGAAAUGCCAAGUGUUUUCAGACACUUAGUUAUUCAGUAAUAUCAGUAUUUUUCCCUCCUCGCAGCCUCACAGUUAUUUUAUAGAAAACUCACCACCGCUCCAUCGCUGGUGUAUCUUGCCUGUCUGUACAUUAUGCAGUGGGGAUAGAAAGAGGUUGCCAUUAAUGGGCUGUUUCCAUAUUAGGAGGAUCACUAUGGAGCUAUAUAUUUAUUAAGCAAUAUAAAACAUACUGUAUAUAAAAGCCCCCUCCCUCUCACACACACAGUAUAGGUUGCUUUAUAUCCACUUGAUCUUCCAGUACCUUCUCCCUCCCAGGGGCACAGACCAGCUUCUCCAUUGGGCUUCUCCCUUGGGCUUCUCCCUUGGGCUUCUCCCUUGGGCUUCUCCCUUGGGCUUCUAUCUUGGGUUUCUCCAUUGGGCUUCUCCAUUGGGCUUGUCCAUUGUGGCCAAAAGAAAGUUCCUCAUUGGUCCUUAUUCUCCCUCCCAAAGAGACGCUCUCCUGCUGGAGUUGCACUUUAGCCGUUGCUUUGGGAAUUGCCUUGGACAUUGUGCCGCGCCGAUGGGACGGUUAGAAAUGAUCUUCUCGUGACUGUUACGUCCUUUUAUCUGGAUUGCUUUUCUCUUUUAAGUGCUUUUUUUUUUUAAUAUGUAAGAUUUGGACUCUCAAUAAAAAGAAUAAAGCGGUGGAGUGAUUGUUGAGCAUGAUGUGCAUGGAUGUGACUGACGAGGAAAGGGAAGGUGCCUCAGUCAAUAACCUUCCCCUCUGUUCGUUGUAUCCAUGACGCACAUUUUCCUUUGUUUUAUGUACAGCAGCUCAGUGGUCUUCAUGGAACGUCUUCGUUAUUUAUUUUGUAUGAUUUUAUUAUGAUCAGCCUUCCUAUCCAAAUGAAUUCUCUCUAAAUUCUGGGGGUCGUUUUGAUGCAGCUGUAUCUGUAUUCUAAACCCACCCACUGCUUCAGUGACAAGCUUCCUCAUCCCCCCUAAACUGCCAGUUCUUGUCCCAACUAAUGUUGCAUUAUAAACCCCUUCCCCUCCCCUGAAAACUGCCAUUGAGUUUAGACCUACCGCUUGUGUUAAGACUCCCUGCUCCUCCCCUGAGUGUACUAGUCUCCUCCCCCUGCAAGAUGCUGUUAGUGUUUUAGCCCCACCUACUACUUGAGUUGUUGACUUUUUGUGAUCUGAUAAAGUCUAAUGUUAUCUGCCCAUUUUGUUUUUCCUCCUAAUAAAUGCACUUAAGCCGGCACGCUCGGGCAUUUGGGCAUGGGCAGAUCCCCACUACACACCAGGCUGCUUGCUGAGCGCUA